Zalophus californianus (California sea lion) is the source of this 3699-nucleotide messenger RNA. RefSeq names its product NEDD4 like E3 ubiquitin protein ligase (gene NEDD4L). The transcript is spliced from 31 exons. Lineage: Eukaryota; Metazoa; Chordata; Mammalia; Carnivora; Otariidae. Bases 321 to 3248 code for a protein of 975 amino acids. The record is from RefSeq and is a predicted model, not a curated record. Gene Ontology annotation, biological process: regulation of dendrite morphogenesis; ubiquitin-dependent protein catabolic process. Gene Ontology annotation, molecular function: ubiquitin protein ligase activity; sodium channel inhibitor activity; protein binding.
GAGAUCCGAGAGCAGGCUCCGAGAGGGGCGGAGAGCGGCCGCCGGGCUAGCGGGGAGGGAAAGCCCGGCGGGCUCCGCGCCGCCGCCCGCCGCACGGCACGCUCUCAGCACCGCCAGCCCGCACGGCCCCGCAGCCUUCCGGGAGGAAGCGGCGCAGGGAGCGGCCGGGGCGCGCUCGGGCUUCCCUCACCUGCCGGCGUCCGGCGGCUCUCCGGCGGGACGCGCGCAGGCCGGGCGCGCAGGAGGAGAGAAGACCGGCCGCCCGCGCCGCAGCCCAGCCGCCCGGGAGAGCCUCGGAGCCCGCGCGGGGCGCCGGCUCCAUGGCGACCGGGCUCGGGGAGCCGGUCUACGGACUUUCGGAAGACGAGGGAGAGUCACGUAUUCUCAGAGUGAAGGUGGUUUCUGGAAUUGAUCUCGCCAAAAAGGACAUCUUUGGAGCCAGUGAUCCGUAUGUGAAACUUUCAUUGUACGUAGCGGAUGAGAAUAGAGAACUCGCUUUGGUACAGACAAAAACAAUUAAAAAGACGCUGAACCCAAAGUGGAAUGAAGAAUUUUAUUUUAGAGUAAACCCGUCUAAUCACAGACUCCUGUUUGAAGUAUUUGAUGAAAACAGAUUGACACGGGACGACUUCCUGGGACAGGUGGACAUACCCCUCAGUCAUCUCCCGACAGAAGAUCCGACCAUGGAGCGACCCUAUACAUUUAAGGAUUUUCUCCUUAGACCAAGAAGUCAUAAAUCUCGAGUUAAGGGAUUUUUGCGAUUGAAAAUGGCCUAUAUGCCAAAAAACGGAGGUCAAGAUGAAGAAAACAGUGAGCAGAGGGAAGACAUGGAGCAUGGCUGGGAGGUCGUGGACUCGAAUGAGUCGGCCUCUCAACACCAGGAGGAGCUCCCUGCCCCGCCACUGCCCCCUGGCUGGGAAGAGAAGGUGGACAAUCUCGGUCGUACCUAUUAUGUGAACCACAACAACCGGACCACUCAGUGGCACCGACCAAGCUUGAUGGAUGUGUCCUCCGAGUCGGACAGCAACAUCAGGCAGAUCAACCAGGAGGCAGCGCACCGGCGCUUCCGCUCACGCAGGCACAUCAGUGAGGACCUGGAGCCCGAGCCCAGCGAGGGCGGGGACGGCCCGGAGCCUUGGGAGACCAUUUCUGAAGAAGCGAACGUCUCUGGGGACUCCCUCAGUCUGUCACUGCCCCCACCACCAUCCUCCCCAAUGUCUCGGACCAGCCCUCAGGAGCUGUCUGAGGAACUGAGCAGAAGGCUUCAGAUCACUCCAGACUCCAAUGGGGAGCAGUUUGGUUCUUUGAUUCAGAGAGAGCCGUCCUCGAGGUUGCGGUCCUGUAGCGUCACUGACACGGCCGCCGAGCAGGCUCAUCUACCACCGCCCAGUGCCCCAACUAGGAGAGUGCGGUCAUCAACUGUCACAGGUGGUGAGGAGCCAACGCCAUCAGUGGCCUAUGCACACACCACGCCGGGCCUACCUUCAGGCUGGGAAGAAAGAAAAGAUGCUAAGGGACGCACAUACUAUGUCAAUCAUAACAAUCGAACCACAACUUGGACUCGACCUAUCAUGCAGCUCGCCGAAGACGGUGCGUCCGGAUCCGCCACAAACAGUAACAACCACCUAAUCGAGCCUCAGAUCCGCCGGCCCCGUAGCCUCAGCUCGCCGACUGUAACCUUAUCUGCCCCACUGGAGGGUGCCAAGGAUUCGCCCAUACGCCGGGCUGUGAAAGAUACCCUUUCCAACCCACAGUCCCCACAGCCAUCACCUUACAACUCCCCCAAACCACAACACAAAGUCACACAGAGCUUCCUGCCGCCUGGCUGGGAAAUGAGGAUAGCACCCAACGGUCGGCCCUUCUUCAUUGACCAUAACACAAAGACUACGACGUGGGAAGAUCCACGCCUGAAAUUUCCAGUGCAUAUGCGGUCAAAGGCAUCUUUAAACCCCAAUGACCUCGGCCCUCUUCCUCCUGGUUGGGAAGAAAGAAUUCACUUGGAUGGCCGAACGUUCUAUAUUGACCAUAAUAGCAAAAUUACUCAGUGGGAAGACCCAAGACUGCAGAAUCCAGCUAUUACUGGUCCGGCUGUUCCUUACUCCAGAGAAUUUAAACAGAAAUAUGACUACUUUAGGAAGAAAUUAAAGAAACCUGCUGAUAUUCCAAAUAGGUUUGAAAUGAAACUUCACAGAAAUAACAUCUUUGAAGAGUCCUAUCGGAGAAUCAUGUCUGUGAAAAGACCAGACGUCCUGAAAGCCAGACUGUGGAUCGAGUUUGAAUCGGAGAAAGGUCUUGACUAUGGGGGUGUGGCCAGAGAGUGGUUCUUCUUACUGUCCAAAGAGAUGUUCAACCCCUACUAUGGGCUUUUUGAGUAUUCUGCAACGGACAACUACACACUUCAGAUCAACCCCAAUUCAGGCCUCUGUAAUGAAGACCAUUUGUCCUAUUUCACUUUUAUUGGAAGAGUUGCUGGUCUGGCAGUAUUUCAUGGGAAACUUUUGGAUGGUUUCUUCAUUAGACCGUUUUACAAAAUGAUGUUGGGAAAGCAGAUAACUCUGAAUGACAUGGAAUCUGUGGAUAGUGAAUAUUACAACUCUUUGAAAUGGAUCUUGGAAAAUGAUCCUACUGAACUGGACCUCAUGUUCUGUAUCGAUGAAGAAAACUUUGGACAGACCUAUCAAGUGGAUCUGAAGCCCAAUGGGUCAGAAAUAAUGGUGACAAAUGAAAACAAGAGGGAAUAUAUUGACUUGGUCAUCCAGUGGAGGUUUGUGAACAGGGUCCAGAAGCAAAUGAAUGCCUUCUUGGAGGGAUUCACAGAACUGCUUCCUAUUGAUUUGAUUAAAAUUUUUGAUGAAAAUGAGCUGGAGUUGCUGAUGUGCGGCCUUGGCGAUGUGGAUGUGAACGACUGGAGGCAGCAUUCUAUUUACAAGAAUGGCUACUGCCCAAACCACCCUGUCAUUCAGUGGUUCUGGAAGGCUGUGCUGCUCAUGGAUGCCGAGAAGCGGAUCCGGUUACUGCAGUUUGUCACGGGGACGUCCCGAGUACCUAUGAACGGCUUCGCCGAACUUUAUGGUUCCAAUGGUCCUCAGCUGUUUACAAUAGAGCAAUGGGGGAGUCCUGAAAAACUGCCCAGAGCUCACACAUGCUUUAAUCGCCUUGACUUACCUCCAUAUGAGACCUUUGAAGAUUUACGAGAGAAGCUUCUCAUGGCCGUGGAAAACGCUCAAGGAUUUGAGGGGGUGGAUUAAUCGCCCCCCCGGCCUCGGGGUGGUGGUCGUCCAGCAAGCCCUGCUUGCACUUUUGCAUUUGCCUAACAACAGACUUUGCAGAGACCAGGUGGAAGGAGGAGCCGCAGGUGUGGCUCCUGGAGCCGAGCCUUCUCGAGCCUUCGCCCACGACUUGCCCAGGUUCAGAUGUGGGAGCCCAGUCCCAGGUCGAGUUCCUGCAUUUUCCACCACGAAUUAUCAACUGGUUGAUGUGUACACUAAUGACAUUUCAGGAGGACUUAAUUCUAUUUAUGUUGUGCCUCUGUAGGCAAAGCCCUUAAUAAAUAUUUUACAUACUUUAUAAUGACAAUGAAUGGAAUUAAUCACUCUACAGGUAUAGUAUUACAACUCAUGUUUACUUUUUAAAAUGAUUUAGAUCGAUUUUCAGAUUUUAUUUCAUUAACAAUUAAAGAUGUCUCGUGUACUUGGAAAA